Molecule: messenger RNA, 1719 nt
Organism: Cavenderia fasciculata
Lineage: Eukaryota; Evosea; Eumycetozoa; Acytosteliales; Cavenderiaceae
Product: putative protein serine/threonine kinase
Exons: 6
Coding region: 1-1719 (572 amino acids)
Biological process (GO): protein phosphorylation
Molecular function (GO): ATP binding; protein kinase activity
Source: RefSeq, a predicted model, not a curated record
AUGUCAUCAUUGGAAGUAAUAAUCAAUCACGUGAUGUCAAAUAAUAAUAAUAAUAAUAAUAAUAGAAGACAAGGACUAUCUCCAACAUCGUCGUCAUCAUCAUCAUCAUCAUCAAAUAACGGUACUAGUCCAGCUGACAAGAUCAAUGGAGGAAUCAUUAAUAUCAACUCUACACCAAACAAUGAGAAUAUAAUCAGUCCAACAAAGAGAAAGGAAACUGUUAGAAUAGGUGAAUAUGCAAUAGGUGAUAAGAUUGGUAAAGGAGCAUAUGGACAAGUAUACAAAGGAUUGAAUAGUAAGACUGGUGAUUUUGUUGCUAUUAAACAGAUUGAUCGCAUCAAAAUCGAUGCCAAUACAUUGCAAAGUGUAAAGAGUGAGGUUGAGAUCUUGCAAAAGCUCAAUCACAACAAUAUCGUCAAGGUGCUUGGAUGUGUAGAGUCGCAGUCUCAACUCAACUUUAUCCUAGAGUAUGUAGAGAAUGGAAGUUUGCGUGACGUCGUUGAAAAGUUUGGACCGUUGAGUGAAGAGUUGGCAACAGUCUAUCUCUACCAACUAUUACAAGGCUUGGCAUAUCUACACACCAACCGUAUCAUCCAUCGUGAUAUUAAAUGUUCAAACAUUCUCAUCACCAAAGAAGGUGUCAUUAAAUUGGCUGAUUUUGGUGUUGCCUCUCAACUCUCUGACGAAGUUCAAUUAAGAUACAGUGUUGUUGGUACUCCUUAUUGGAUGGCUCCUGAAGCUAUUACUAUAUCGGGACAAAGUAGUUCAAGUGAUAUUUGGUCAUUGGCAUGUACAAUGAUAGAGUUGAUUACUGGACACCCACCAUAUUAUAAUCUACAACCAAUGAGUGCAAUGUUUAAGAUUGUACAAGACCCACAUCCACCCUAUCCAGCCAACAUCUCCAAGCAAUUUGAAGAUUUCCUCAAUGUAUCUUUUGAAAAGGAUCCAAAUAAGCGUCCAACUGCCGCUGAAUUAUUACGUCAUCCAAUUUUUAAAACUAAUCAAAGUGGUCAAUUACCAACAUUAUCAGAAUUACAAGAUACAUUGAAAACAUUGAAUGGAAAGAGUAAACCAAUUAGAGGAUCAGUUGCAUCAAUUGAUUGGACUGGAAGUACCAACAGCAGUAGUAGUGGUGGUAUGGGUAACAGUGGUAGUUCGAUUAGUACAAGCAACAGUGGUGGCAGUGGAAAAUCCACACCAUCUCCAUCAACCUCUUUGAAUAAUUCACAUAAUGGAGAAAGUGAAGAUAUCCUAAAGUUACAAUCUCUUGUCCAACAUCAACAACAAACCAUCUUUACAUUAUCAGAAGAGAUUGCAGGUCUUAAAAAACAAUUAAAAGAUAAUCCUUUUAUGGAAGAACAACAAUUUUAUAGAGAAUUUUUCAUGGCAUUGGCUAUUAGUGUAAAAGUAAAUCAAUGUUAUUUGGGUAAAAAUUAUGAACAAGUCAAUAUACAGGGAUUGUAUGAAAAUGCUAGAGCACAAGAUAUCCCAUGGUACAGUUUGAUUGAAUGGAUUCCAAAACAAAUCAUAAUUAAAGAAGCUGAAGAGAGAGAAAUUCAAAAUUGUCAUAAAAAGAAGGAUAGUAGUACAAGUAGAUUUUCAAAAGCUCUUGGUAUAUUCUCAAGUAGUAAUAAUAAUACAAAUAAUAGUAAUACAAAUAAUAAUAAUAAUGACAAAGAUAAAUUAAAUAGUAGUAAUGAUUCAACUAAAUCGUCAUAA